AUGCAGCCGCCUGCUGUUGCAACGCAUCCCGUCGGUGCUGCAGCGCUUCCCAUAAUUCUUCGGAAGGAUGACAAUCUUGUUCUUGCCACUUUCUCUGAACAGCAGCGCAUACUGACGGAGGUGGAAAGCACACUUAUGACUGGCGACUAUCGUGAGUGUGAGGUGCAAUUUAAUCCUGUGAAGAGGACUGCCUUUGCCCAUGCUACGACGAUGCAUGUGCGCUACAGUGAGUUGGUGCCGACGCAAGAUGCAACUGCAUGGGGGCUGAGACUGCUUUUUGAAGUUGAGGAGCGGAACGUUGUGGCGUUGUCGUUCUCGACACUUGGUACAAUACUUGUGACGUACGCUAUGAUGGACAGCAAGCGGCCGGAGGGCAACAUGUCACUCUACGAUGUUUCUACGGGAAAUCUGCUUCGCCGCUGUGUGCAGGCCCGCUGGCCUGGCAUGGUGUGGUCAAGUGAGGAAUUGUAUUGCGUUCGUCCAGUGCAAGGAUUUCUCCACGUGAUGGAUGGUAACCUUCGCCGGGAGGAUGUGCCGGUGCUCGCAAAGAUGGAUCUUCAUCUGCCGCAAGACAAGGAGAUUGAGUUGUCAAUGUGCCCGGGCAAUAUCCCUCUACUUGCUCUUUUUAAACCCUUUCACAAACAAGUACAAGGCACGCUGUUUAUCUACCGACUCCCUAACCUCUUGGAGGGUGCGAUGUAUCAGGUGCCAUUUGGUCGUGCAGAGUCGGCAACAGUGCUUUGGAGUCGGUCUGGAAACCAUUUGGCACUGCAGGUCAAAUCUGAGAGUGACAAGAGCGGUAAGAGCUACUACGGCACUGUGAGAUUCUUUCUUGUAAAUGUGAUUGAUCGCAGUGUAAAAGAGAUUAAGUUCCCUAACGGGGAGUCCGUACAUGACUGUCAGUGGAGUCCAAGCACUGAUCAAGUCAUGGUGAUUCAUGGCACGAUGCCACGCAACAAGACGACACUAUACGACAAGGCCGGCGUGGCGCUUAUGACGUUUGACGAGGCGCCUCGAAACGUUAUUCUUUGGGCGCCGAAUGGCCGUUUUUGUGCGUUGGGUGGCACAGGGAAUCUUGCAGGGGAUUUUGUGUUCUAUGACCUGCACCCUGCAGAGGGAAACGAGGGGAUCAUGAAGGUUAAUCAUAACGACAAAAACAAGAUGACACCCACGACUUUGAAGCCUGCAGCAGCGGCGGCGAUAUCGGUGGGUGGGUUUAAUGAGAAGAGCAGCGUGCAGACGUGGGCCCCCGACUCGCACAACUUUCUCUGUGCUACUGUCUUCACCCGUCUACGUAUUGAUAACAAACUUGUUUUUUUCAAGAAAAAUGGCGAGCACCUGAUGACUCAGAAGUAUCCCUUUCUUUAUGGUGCUUACUGGGUGCAAACGCAGGACACAAACUUGUACCCUCAGCGUCCAGCUUCGCCGUGCAGGGAGACGAAUAGACCCGCCAAACCGCAACCGUACAGACCACCUCAUGCAAGUGCAGCAGCUGCAGCACUUUUGCGCCGGCCAGAUUCCUCUACACCCAAGCAAGGUAAACCCGCAGGUCCUCCUGGUGCUACAGUUGUAGUGCAGAAAAAGAAGAAACGGUGA
Trypanosoma rangeli is the source of this 1596-nucleotide messenger RNA. RefSeq names its product translation initiation factor 2A. Gene Ontology annotation, molecular function: translation initiation factor activity; tRNA binding; mRNA binding. Lineage: Eukaryota; Euglenozoa; Kinetoplastea; Trypanosomatida; Trypanosomatidae. Gene Ontology annotation, cellular component: cytosolic small ribosomal subunit. Bases 1 to 1596 code for a protein of 531 amino acids. The record is from RefSeq and is a predicted model, not a curated record. Gene Ontology annotation, biological process: translational initiation. The transcript has a single exon.